AUGGAUUUCGAAGCUUUAUUUAGUGAAAAGUCACUGGAGUUUUCUGAUUUCCAGGAUUUCACGUUUGUCCCUGGUCAUCAGAAACUGUCAGAGCGCGUCAGAAAACGUCUGUAUUAUGGACUGGACUCAGACGUGUCACUGGACGAGCUGUCAGGACCUGUCACCGACAUUGCGGUGGAGUUCUUCCAGAAGUCUGCCCCGAGCCCGAUCCGCAAACUCCACAAGAAGUAUGCGGCACACGUUGCCAGAGAGGCGUGUAUCUCGCCCUGUGCCAUGAUGCUAGCUCUGGUUUACAUCAAGAGACUUCGACACAGGAACCCAGAAUACCUCCAGAAGAUCUCUUCCUCCGACCUGUUCCUGAUCUCCAUGAUGGUUGCCAGUAAGUACCUGUAUGACGAGGGUGAGGAGGAGGAGGUGUUUAAUGACGAGUGGGGGACUGCGGGGAAACUGGACGUACAGACCAUCAACGACCUGGAGAUUACCUUCCUGAGCGCCAUGGAGUGGAGCUUGUUCACAGAGCCCAGAGACUUCUUCACAGUCCUCAGUCGGUUAGAGAGCAGGGUGGCCCAUCGUGAGGCUCUUUCCAGAGGAUGGUUCACUUAUACAGAGCUGUGUGUGCUGCUGGAGCAGAGCCACUGGAACCAGGCUCUGCUGUCUACCUGUCUGCACUGGAUCAAGGUUUGCAGCAUGAUUGCCCUGCUGUAUCUCUCUUCUGUCUCUGCCCUCAUGAUGUCGCCCUCAGUUCUGCACACACUCAGUCCACGCCGAGGCUUCUCUCUCUCCCCUUCUGCGCCCGGCUUGCUCGCCCCACCCCUGUCGCCUUCUGCUGGUCAGUCUUGGUGUCUGCAGUGGAACCAUACUCCUCACACGUCUCUGCUGGCUCUGUGGAGCUCUGUGUGGUCUGUGCCGCAAGCCUGCGGUUCUCCUGGACGCCCCCCACACUUGAGCGGUUCUCCUAGACGCCCCCCCAUGGCCCCCCAGCUCCAUUGUGGUCCACAGAACUCCACCUGGCCCCGUGUGAAGGCUCCAGAGCAGUCCCUGGGCUCCAUGGUACCUGUGCUGCCGCUGGUCCAGUUCAACCACUGCCAAACGGAGGCCAUUCUGAGCAAAGCACUCCUUGUACCAGGGUAG
This is a messenger RNA of Knipowitschia caucasica, 1131 nucleotides long. The record is from the annotation of a GenBank genome assembly. NCBI's taxonomy places the organism in Eukaryota, Metazoa, Chordata, Actinopteri, Gobiiformes, Gobiidae.